CGUUAAUUACUUUAGUUGUGCCAAACUUGCUGCUGUCCGCAGAAACAGAGGUUAAGGCAUCAGUCGAGCCAAAGGCAAUUACCGUUGGAGAGGAGCAGAGUGCGGUUUGUCCUCCCAAAUGAAGGGUUCGACCGGCAAGUCGCCGGCGGCGGCGCCGCCCGCCUUCCGGAACAGGUACUGGAUCCUCCGCCACGGCCGCAGCGUCCCCAACGAGCGCGGCCUCAUCGUCUCCUCCCUGGAGAACGGCACGAAGCCGGAGUUCGGGCUGGCCCCGCAGGGCGUCGAGCAGGCGCGCUCCGCCGGCGAGUCGCUCCGGAAGGAGCUUGAGGAGAUGGGUGUGCCGGUGGGCUGUGUCAAGAUCUGCUAUUCGCCGUUCUCGCGGACGACGGAGACGGCUAGAGUGGUCGCCGGCGUGCUGGGCGUCCCAUUUGAGGGUCCUAGCUGCAAGGCAACCGUAGAACUUCGUGAACGUUAUUUUGGACCAUCAUAUGAGUUGCUUUCACAUGAGAAGUAUGCAGAGGUAUGGGCGAUAGAUGAAGCAGACCCCUUUAUGGCUCCAGAAGGUGGCGAGAGUGUUGCAGAUGUUGCUAGUAGACUUGCAGGGGUGCUGUCUAUUACAGACGUGGAGUUUCAUGGGUACUUGUGCUUGCAUUACUAUGAGAAUCCAAAUGAUAUAUUUGUUUAUUCAUGUUCUGUUACAUGUAUUUGGUAUUAUACCAUUACCGAAUUCUAUAUAAAUGGCUUGCAUAAAACAAUCAAUAUAUGUCAGUUAAUAAGAAGUAAAAAAAAAUCUAUAGAGUAUAAACCGACAGGCUGUAAUUCAGUGUCCAGUGAUCUUUUUGUAAAGCAGAGUUGCAUGUCUUGCCAUGCCUUUUCAGUUUUCCAUCUACUUUGUUAGAGAUCUUAUUAUCUGGAAAGAAUGGUAAGGUUCACAAUUUGGUACAUAGUGAUAACAACUCAUACAAUUGCCUUAGACAGUCUAUUGAGUGCAGAUAAGUACUUAAACAUGAGGAACCACUAAAAAGGUUUACGUUACAGAGCUGCCUUGGCCAAGCUAUCAAUUAGUAGUCCAGAAUGCUGAAGUUCUAACAGUUCCAUGCAGAUUUGAUGCAUGACUUGUUCAAGUUACAGCUUAACAUUUCUUUAGCUGUGCUUCCUUCUGUAUAUCACUCUGGAGCUGACUUGCAUGCUGCAGCUCUGCUGUUCUUAUUGUCGGCCAUGGGGAUCCACUACAGAUCUUUCAAGCGGUACUCAGUGGAACCAGGGAAACCCCAUCUUUCCUCGACGAUGUAGCUGGCCUGAAAAAGGAAAGCCUAGUAGUUCCAUCCGUGUUGUCGCAGCACCGUAAGUUCGCACUCAACACAGGGGAGCUGCGCCGAGUUGAGUUGUGUGACCCGACGCAGAUUUGAUCCUGUACUGCUAUGUCGUAGAUAAUUCAUGUAUCCGCAAAUGCUUGUGGAGACUCUGUUGCCCCAUGCAUGAUAAGAUGGGAAAAACUGUUGUUCAAUGUUACUCCCUCCAUAGGCCCCUCUGUUGAGAAACAUUAACGCAUUAUUUUUGGUUGACCAGAUUCAAGAUCUGCUUGGAAAUAUGCAAUGUUUUGUUCUCCCUUU
Triticum aestivum (bread wheat) is the source of this 1613-nucleotide messenger RNA. RefSeq lists its product as uncharacterized. NCBI's taxonomy places the organism in Eukaryota, Viridiplantae, Streptophyta, Magnoliopsida, Poales, Poaceae. The coding region runs from base 119 to 898 and encodes 259 amino acids. The record is from RefSeq and is a predicted model, not a curated record. The transcript has 5 exons.